UUUAAUAAUGAAAACUUUUCCUUGAAAACAAAAAUAGAUGGUAUAUUGUUUAAUUAUAAGCUAAAACAUUAACAUGUAUUAACACUUAGAUAAAAUUGUAAUAAACUUCAAGUAGUAGUAGAACUUUAUAGGAAAAUAGUGUCCGAGAAAUCUCUUGAAGUGACGGAAGCUCGUUUCAUUUUGCAAUAUGGAUGUGAUAACCUUUCUCAGUACUUCACAAAGAUGUAUCAGACUUCUAAGAACGGGUCUACGAACUUUUAGCGCAGAACGUCCAACGGCAACCGUCUUGUUAAUUAUUAGUUUCUGUGUUACAGUGUUACCCUUCGUUACGGCUACAGCACUAAUGCCCCUUACCAUAAUGCUAGAUUUAAGUAAUGCUUUAUCUACAAAAGGGUUGUUUUAUGUUUUAUACUCUCUAUUCUUCCAAGUUUCAAUUUUGAUGUUGGUGAUAGUUAUACUUUUUGGUUUUGCUUUUACAAUAGCAACAUUAGCUACAAUAUUUCAUAAAUAUAAUAUUAUUCCGAAGUAAGAUAAUUGAAAUAUAAUCACUGUGAUAUUUUUUAUUUGAUUUACAUAAACUGUACCUGAACUAAAUAAAAGUUAUGUUUAUAUUUA
Messenger RNA from Diabrotica virgifera virgifera (western corn rootworm), 615 nucleotides. RefSeq lists its product as uncharacterized. Lineage: Eukaryota; Metazoa; Arthropoda; Insecta; Coleoptera; Chrysomelidae. The transcript is spliced from 3 exons. The coding region runs from base 188 to 529 and encodes 113 amino acids. The record is from RefSeq and is a predicted model, not a curated record.